AUGCUCAUCACCGCUAGUAGCAUCAAGGAAAGCAAAGAACAUUUUGAUCUCGUCAAAGCACAUCCAGAAAUCUUCUACUCAACAGCUGGCGUCCAUCCUUGUACAGUAGCCAAGGAGUUUUAUGCCCCUGUCCCCUUAUAUGACACUAAAUUGGCCACCCUAAAAGAUAUCAUCGAAGAAGGGGCUACUAAAGGCUACAUAAAGGCUAUUGGGGAAAUCGGCUUGGAUUAUGAUCGAUUGCAUUACACUCCGAAGGAACAGCAGCUAGAAGCUUUCGAACGUCAAUUGCAAUUGGCUGCUCUGUUGAAACAUUUACACUUACCUCUCUUUUUACAUAUGAGAGCUGCAUGCGAUGACUUUAUAAGAAUCUUAAAGCCGUUCAUCGAUCGCGGAGAUAUCGUCGGAGGUGUCAUCCAUUCGUUCACAGGGUCCCUUGAGGAAUUGACCAAAUUGCUUCCCUUGGGCCUUUUCUUUAGUGUCAAUGGUUGUUCUUUAAAGACACAGGAAAACUUGGAAACGGUUAAACAUAUACCCAUCAAUAGACUAAUGAUAGAAACUGAUGCUCCAUGGUGUGAGAUAAGAAAGAGCCAUGCGGGCUACCACUAUAUCCUGCGCUACCCAAAUAUAUAUUACCCUGAAACGGCAAUCAACACCAUGGAACAUAAUACCACCGAAACAGAUACUGACCCAGCAAAAGUAUUAACUUCUAACAAAGUAAUUGCUUAUACCAAAGGAAAAUUAGAUGAUAAUUUACCCUUCUAUUCAGUGAAGAAGGAAAAAUUCAAUGACGUUGUGGCUCUGGGAUCUCGUUACGAAGAAGAUACUGGUACCAGCUUGGACCAUUGGAAAUACCCAUUGGUUAAAUCCAGAAAUGAACCAGUUAAUGUAGGACAUGUGGCUCAAGUUGUAUGUGGAAUCCAUGGUUUUACAACUGAAGAAGAAAUAAAAUCUUUUAUAGAUACCGUGUACGACAACUCGUGCCAAGCAUUCAAUGUGCAAUAA
Molecule: messenger RNA, 1002 nt
Organism: Lizanozyma spartinae
Lineage: Eukaryota; Fungi; Ascomycota; Pichiomycetes; Serinales; Debaryomycetaceae
Product: 3'-5'-exodeoxyribonuclease
Exons: 1
Coding region: 1-1002 (333 amino acids)
Cellular component (GO): cytosol
Molecular function (GO): 3'-5'-DNA exonuclease activity
Source: RefSeq, a predicted model, not a curated record